Molecule: messenger RNA, 852 nt
Organism: Striga hermonthica
Lineage: Eukaryota; Viridiplantae; Streptophyta; Magnoliopsida; Lamiales; Orobanchaceae
Source: the annotation of a GenBank genome assembly
AUGAACCUUCGCCUCCAUAUCCCCACCUAUUCCAAGCCCCCAAAUACCAAAAUUACCCUCACCGCCACCGCGGACUGCGGACUCAAUUUCCGCCGGAAACUUCUCUACCUCCAAUCCCUCAAGAUAAACCCCACCAAAGCCAUUCACAGAAACCCCAACCUCCGCUCCGCCCCUCUCUCCACCUUCCACUCCGUCGCCCAAUGCCUCUCCUCCAUGGGCCUCGAGACCUCCGCCGUCGGCCGUGUCCUCGACAUGCACCCCGAGCUCCUCACCGCCGACCCCUACUCCGACAUCUACCCGAUCCUCGAUUUCCUGCUCAACACCGUCGGGAUCCCCUUCCCCGACAUCCGGAAAUCCCUAAUCCGGUGCCCCCGCCUACUCGUCUCCGACCCGGAAGCCCGAUUGAAGCCCGCGUUCGAGUUCCUGACCGGGCUGGGCUUCUCCGGCCCAAACAGGCUGACCUUCCAGACCGCGCUGCUACUGGUCUCGAGCGUCGACUUCACCCUAAUCCCCAAAAUCGAUUUUUUGCUAGGGUUAGGGUUUGAGUAUGAGGAGAUGAGGAAUAUGGUGCUGAGGUUCCCGUGCCUGCUGACGUUCAGCGUGGAGAACAAUUACAGGCCCAAGGUGGAGUAUUUCCUGAAGGAAAUGAAUGGGGAUUUGGGGGAGAUCAAGGUUUUCCCGCAGUAUUUCUCGUUUAGUCUGGAAAGGAAGAUUAAGCCGCGCCACAGGCUUCUGAUGGAGCAUGGUUUCUCGAUGAGAUUGUCGGACAUGCUCAAGGUUAGUGAUGGAGAGUUCAAUGCUCGGCUGAUCGAUAGGUGGCUGCGUAUGGUAGAGAAGAAAGCGGCAUUGUAG